UAAAUUUCAAAAAUUUUCUCAUUCGAUAGAUUGUCUCGAACUUGAAUAACGUUUUAUAAAAUGUUUUUUAAUAUUUGAAUAAAAAAUUUAAACGUGCAAAAAAAUAUAAUUCCAACUAGUUUUUUAAUUGCAACAACCGUUAAAAAGCUUGUGCGAAGAAAAUAAAUAAAAAGGCAGAUAAGAAAAAGGACGAACGCGCAUGUUUGAGACGAGCGCGACACAAACAAAAGAUCACUAUCAAAGCUGUCGGCGGCUGAGGCGCAAUCAGCGAUCAACAAACAGACCAGAGAGGCAGUGAAAAUCGAGGAAAUGAGUAAAACGAAAAGCGCUACGACAAGCACACGUAAAAGUAGCCACAACUACGAUUAUCAUGAGAGCGACCAACACGACGAGCUGUCGGAUGAGCUGAGUAUCUCCAGCUCAGAGGACGAUGUUGUGGCCACAAGAAAAUCGCGCAAACUGCAGCCGACAGAUGCCGCUGAUUAUGAGGAGGGUGGUGGCAUAUACGACCGAGGCGGCCGGAGGCGACGCCGCAGCGGCAGUAAGAGACGUCGUAGUCGUGGCAGACGAUCGCGCUCACGCCGUCGUCGCCGCUAGAUGCUUCCUGUUCCUUGCAGUUUUCUUUUUUAUUUUUUGGAUAAAUUUCGUGUAAAAGAAAUUAUAAUAUUAUUUAUUUUAUUUUUAUUUUUUGGUCCAACCAACUCUUGACGCGUUGACAAAUUUUGUAUACUCUUUCAUGUAAAUAAAUCGAUUUGUGUAGAAAUAAAUUGCAAGUGAUACUUUAUAAUACAUAAUGUAUGUAUGUA
Messenger RNA from Bactrocera neohumeralis, 806 nucleotides. RefSeq lists its product as uncharacterized. Bases 310 to 597 code for a protein of 95 amino acids. Lineage: Eukaryota; Metazoa; Arthropoda; Insecta; Diptera; Tephritidae. The record is from RefSeq and is a predicted model, not a curated record. The transcript is spliced from 2 exons.